UUGCCGAAGAAUCGUCCUAACCAUGAAUGGAAGACCCUGUAAUAUUAACCACAGGGCGACAGGUACUCCCCAGGGCUCAGCCUUGAUCAGCGGACAACAGAUUCCCCCCAUCAUCAUCCAGACAGAAACACCAUGCCCGUCUUCAAACAGCGCAACACCAAGUCCCGCUACUGGAAUGCUGGCGACCAAUAUGCAUCCCAAACUGUUCCUGAACGGCUGCCAGCACCCUACAGUCACACCCCAAAACAGCAGUAUGCCCGAAAAUGCCAUCCAUUUACCAGCUUUAAGUCCCAGGAGGCAUGUGGCAACAAAACAUUCUUUUCAAGUACCCCAAACUUUGGGGCAUCCAACAAGCUUAUCUUCAAAACCAAAACACACGGAAUUUGGAGGCAUAUUUUCAAACAGCAGUGUAAAAGGUAGCUCUGGGUUUGGACCACAAUGCAAAGCAAUUGGGAAAAGCACCAGCAACAAUCUAGUGGUGAUGAGCAGUCCCAUGACUAUCCAGAGAGCGGGACCUCUAUCAAACCAGAGUAACCACAUCAAUCGCACUCUGUGUCGUCAGAUGCACCCAAAUCUAAACAUUCCUGCUUCAGAUACAAGAUCCAUUACCUCAGGUGGAUCACUAGGCUCAACUACACUAAGCCUUAUAGAAAGCCAAUCAACGUUGAAUGUGAAGCAAGAGUGGCCUCAUGGUUACCCAAUCCUUCCAUCACUCCCAUCAAACCAAGGUUCUCAGAACGGCAGUGAACUCGGGGAUGUGCUGAGUAUUCCACCUGGAACUGCCAUGUCAAAUAACAGCACUUCCAACUCUUUGCCAUCCUACCUGUUUGGGAAUGAGAACAGCUCUCGUAAUUCUGCCCGAUCUAACUCUGCCCGAUCAAGAAAAAGAGGUCUUUCCACCUCCCCUUUCUCGGACGGCGUUGGAAUCGACCUAAUUAUCCGUACAUCUCCCACGUCAUUGGUUGCCUACAUUAAUGGUUCCAGGGGCUCUCCAGCUGAUGCUUCCCCCCAGCCUGAAGUGUGUGGGCACUUCCUUGGAGUGAGAGGUAGCUGCAUCCCUCAGGCCUACAAUGCAUCAAGUAAAGAGCGUAAUCUCUUUACACUCACUGACAUUGAAGCAAGUAAUGGCGUGUACCAGAGGAUGCAACAGCUGGAGCAGUCUUCCAUGCACCCCAUGGUGAUGAACAACAUGGUUGUUCAACAGGGUAUCUCAGUGAUUGGUAAUCAGCAGUAUGACGUAUUCAAAAAUGAUCAACUGGAUGAAUUCUCGUCAGGCAUGCAAAUUCCUACACUGCCCCAGGGACCUCCACCACCUUACCAUGCCCACCAGCACCUCAUGCCCCAUUCCCAGCCACAUGGACAGCCCUCACCACAAGGGACACAGCUGGAUGAGGAUGGUGAGCCAUCGAGAGUGAAUGGAAAGCAUUGCUGUCGCUGGAUAGACUGCAGUGCAAUGUAUGAUGAACAGGAAGAGCUUGUACGGCAUAUCGAAAAAGCGCAUAUAGACCAACGUAAAGGAGAGGACUUUACUUGCUUCUGGGCUGGUUGUCCACGCCGAUAUAAGCCAUUUAAUGCUCGCUACAAGCUAUUGAUCCAUAUGAGAGUGCAUUCAGGAGAAAAGCCAAACAAGUGCACGUUUGAAGGCUGCAAUAAAGCUUUUUCAAGACUGGAAAACCUCAAGAUUCACCUACGAAGUCACACAGGGGAGAAACCUUACCUUUGUCAGCAUCCAGGAUGUCAAAAAGCUUUUAGCAACUCAAGUGACCGCGCCAAGCACCAGAGAACACAUCUAGAUACAAAACCUUAUGCAUGUCAGAUCCCAGGUUGCACUAAACGGUACACUGACCCAAGCUCUCUCCGAAAGCACGUGAAGGCACAUUCCACAAAAGAACAGCAGGCGAGAAAAAAGUUAAGAUCCAGCAAUGAGCCAGACCAGGAAAUGCUGAAUGACUGUCUUACUAUUCAACCAUUGCAGCCUGCAGCAUCACCACAAGAUGCUGUAGAUGGUACAAUGGGUCGAUCGCCUGGACCUCCUCAUGACGUGUAUUCAGGAAACCGUAGCAUUAUCAUUGUCAUCAUCAUUGUACCCUUCCAGGCAGUUUUCUUGAGCCAUUCAUUUCAUCAAUUUGCAUCCUCAGCUCCUUCUCCUCAUCACAUCAGUCCAAGAAGAAUUGCAGCACCUCCACCCUUAAUGCACAGAAGGACACCACAGCCACCUCAAGUUCAACAGUUCUCAGGGUCUCACCUCAAACCAUACCCACCAAUCACAGCUUCUUCUGCACAAUCAAGCAGUAUCCAUGUCCAAGGUUAUUAUGGCCAACUACAGACUUUCUACCCUCCUCAGUAUAGUGAAGCCUCUAGAAAUAUAUGCCAAGCUAGUCCUCGCAAUAUGGUGCCAUCAUUUGAAGACUGUCUACUCCCCACGACUGUGGGACAAGCUGGAUUUGAUGCCUUCCACAGAGCAUUGUCUGCUCAUCCCAAUUUUCCAGCUUAUGACUUUCAAGCAACUUCCCCUGGGAUUUUUGGUGACUCUGUACGCAAUUGUCCUGAGGACAGUAGCUUUCUCCAGAUUAAUGCAAUCGACCGUUGUCCCAGCCAGCUGUCUUCCAUUUACACGGAGGGUUGAGAUCAGAGAAAGGAACCACAUGGGGGAUGGAUGCUCCGAUAUGUCUUUGUUUUGAUUUGAACCAAUUCUUAAAACUUUGAUACUGAAUGACGCUUUUCUGUUGAAUUCAGACUCUACAUCCUUACCUCUCCCAGUUGAGAGAAGCACAAUGUUCACCUUUGGUUUCUCUUUGCACAUAAAGCCAGCAUCUGAGGGAGGCAAAAAUGUAAAACCCAAAAGCUGUGUAAGUUAUGCCAUUGAAGUGAAAUAUCCAGGGAAUCAAGGUACCGUCAAUCCCACCUUGGCCACAUCAUAACCUACUCCUGAAAAAGGAAAGGGAAUCAAGUUUUAUAUGGAUGGUCAUAUGUUGCUUUAUCGAACUCUUCUUUCACUUCAGCUGAUCUGGUAAUUUUCUUUCCUCAAACUUGAAAAUAAAAAAGAGAUGAGUUUUCACAACCAAUUUUAUUAAAUUGUACUUUCAAAGCUAAGGCCAGGAACAAUGGGAAUUGUGUCUGUUGGGCAUCCCAGCCACCUGCUUCUUUUCAUUGUGGAUGUGGAAUAAAUAGAUGGUAAUCUGAACAUUAAAAACAGCAAACUACUGAAACAGGUAACAUUGCAUGUGGAGACAAGCUUCCAGAACAGAUUUUUUUUUUUAUUUUACUAUCUUUUAUUUACACAUGUAUUACAUA
Messenger RNA from Rhincodon typus (whale shark), 3294 nucleotides. RefSeq names its product GLIS family zinc finger 3 (gene glis3). Gene Ontology annotation, biological process: regulation of transcription by RNA polymerase II. The transcript is spliced from 10 exons. NCBI's taxonomy places the organism in Eukaryota, Metazoa, Chordata, Chondrichthyes, Orectolobiformes, Rhincodontidae. The record is from RefSeq and is a predicted model, not a curated record. Gene Ontology annotation, cellular component: nucleus. Bases 23 to 2626 code for a protein of 867 amino acids. Gene Ontology annotation, molecular function: RNA polymerase II cis-regulatory region sequence-specific DNA binding; DNA-binding transcription factor activity, RNA polymerase II-specific.